Molecule: messenger RNA, 2278 nt
Organism: Prosopis cineraria
Lineage: Eukaryota; Viridiplantae; Streptophyta; Magnoliopsida; Fabales; Fabaceae
Product: protein NTM1-like 9
Exons: 6
Coding region: 263-2047 (594 amino acids)
Biological process (GO): regulation of DNA-templated transcription
Molecular function (GO): DNA binding
Source: RefSeq, a predicted model, not a curated record
UACUAGACUAUACCUACCAGUACCACUCUCUCUCUCUCUCUCUCUGUCCUACUCCGGUUUUCUUUGUCAGCAAGCUCCUCCCUGGCGCCUGUCCCGUAAAAAGAAGGAAAGAGGCCACUGCGCCAUAAAAUCUCCCGUAUCUCUUCGAUUCUCAAAUCUGGUUUCUGUGGAUUUCUUUUUAAUUAUUAAUUGAGAGCUUCUCCAAACACUCCAUUCUUCCUUUAUCUAUUCGUUGAAACUCCAAACUCUGUCUUGAUACUCUAUGGGUGCGGCCGUCGAGUGUUGUCCGCCGCGCGUUGAUGAGGUGGCGGUUUUGCCUCUGAAUUCGCUUCCUCUAGGUUUCAGGUUUCGGCCGACGGAUGAGGAGCUGAUCGAUUACUAUUUGCGACAGAAGAUCAACGGAAAUGGGGGUGACGUAUGGGUUAUUCGAGAAAUUGAUGUUUGCAAAUGGGAGCCUUGGGAUUUGCCUGAUUUAUCGGUUAUACGGAACAAGGAUCCAGAGUGGUUCUUCUUCUGUCCGCAGGAUCGCAAGUAUCCGAAUGGGCAUCGAUUGAACCGGGCAACGACUCAUGGGUACUGGAAGGCAACGGGCAAAGAUCGCAAAAUUAAGUCUGGGUCGACCGUGAUUGGAAUGAAGAAGACUUUAGUGUUCUAUACGGGUCGCGCACCCAGAGGGAAGAGGACCAACUGGGUUAUGCAUGAGUACCGUCCUACCCUAAAGGAGCUCGAUGGUACCAAUCCUGGACAGAGUGCAUAUGUCCUUUGUCGUUUAUUUAAGAAGCAAGAUGAGACUCUUGAAAGUUCAAACUGUGAGGAAAAUGACCGGACUGUGUCUACUCCAGCCACUGCUAAUUACUCUCCAGAAGAAAUGCAAUCAGAUGUGGUUCCAAUGGCAGCUUCUCCAUCACUGGCUACUGAAGAUGACAAGAACAGGGCAGUUCCAUUCUCUGUCUCUGAGAAUUCUGAGGAGGCCACAUCCAACAUUAUAACACCAAUUGAUUGCAACGGUGAAGAAUGUGAUACUUGUGAUGUGCAGAAUAAGAUUGUUAUUCCAACAACUGCAGAGGAAGAUCAGCUUCUGAACUUUGACAUGUUUUAUGACCCAACAACUGAACCAUGGGAUGACAAACUCUUCUCUCCUGCACACCAGCAUAUCCCACCAGAAUUUUGUUUUCCUUUAAGCAAUGAAGUGGAUAAUUGUGGCUUGCAACUUCAGCAUGAUACAAAUGAGGUAAAUAUGGCUGAAUUUUUAAACUCAGUCAUCAACUGGGAUGAGUUAUCCUAUGAUUCCAGCAGUCAAAAGCCCACUUCCACGUUGGUUGAUGCUAAGGAUAAUGGAUCAGGCAGUGAUUCAGAUGUGGAAAUGCCAAAUAUACUGAGUCUGCAAGCAUUGCAUGCCGUGAAUCCUGGGGCAAUUGACAAAAGGACUCCUUCAAAGUUGGAGAAAAUUUCGCACUUUAACUGCACCAUCAGCUCUGAGCCUAGUGGUGAUGAGGAGAAGAGCCAUACUGGAUCGUUACGAAAUAAUUAUCUGAUGGCUUCCUCACCUGAUUCUGGCAUGGGCCAAGUAUACAACGUAGACAAUGAAUCCAGGAAUUAUAAUCCUGUUGUUAAUGGUGAUAUUGGAACUGGAAUCAGGAUAAGGCCUCGCCAAGUACGGAAUGACCUGCCAAACACAAACCCCGCAAGCCAAGGUACUGCACCCAGGAGAAUACGUCUGCAACGUAAACUUCAAUUGCACCCUCUUAGCUCCAAUGAGGUGGUCAAAGGUGGGAGCUGUGUACCAGAGGACCAUGGUUCAAAACCAAUUGUUGUGGGGGGGAUGAAAGCUUCAGAAAAUCACGCUGCUGAUGCGGAUGCUAUGGUUGCCAAAGUUGUAAACGAACCCCAGAAGAACUCUCCCGAGUUAACUGAUAUUACGGAGAUUGCUCAGCAACAUGCUACAAAAGCGGCGUCCAUUAAACUCGAGAUUUGGUCAUCUGUUGUAUUUUUUGUCACUGUACUGGUUUUAUUGGUCUUCCUAGCUUUCGUGUGGGGGGCAUUGUAGUAGAUGAACUUCUAGAAGAUCGUUCAUUUGUAUGUAAUUAAGCCCUCAGUGCUUUUUUUGUUUUAUUUUUAUUUUGGAGGGUAGGGAUACUUAGGAGCAUAUAGGGUUUUGUGCAUAUGUGGUCGUCGGGAGAUGAGAUACUCACCCAGUCUGUUGUUGUAUGUUAGGUUCUCACUCUCACAUCUCACUGUGUAAGGAUUUUGUUCAAGUCAGGUCGAGAUGCCUGAUGAA